Messenger RNA from Ogataea parapolymorpha DL-1, 696 nucleotides. RefSeq names its product ATP synthase subunit 4, mitochondrial. Gene Ontology annotation, molecular function: proton transmembrane transporter activity. NCBI's taxonomy places the organism in Eukaryota, Fungi, Ascomycota, Pichiomycetes, Pichiales, Pichiaceae. The record is from RefSeq and is a predicted model, not a curated record. Bases 1 to 696 code for a protein of 231 amino acids. Gene Ontology annotation, biological process: proton motive force-driven ATP synthesis. The transcript is spliced from 2 exons.
AUGUUGGCAAGACUAGCAGCUAGAGCUUCCGCAAGACCAAUGGCCACGAUCGGCCACAGAGCCGUCGGCAUCAGAUGUCUGUCGACCCCUGUUGACCCUAAGACCAAGGCCAACGCUCUGAUUGACUCGCUUCCAGGCAACUCGUUCCUGUCUAAGACGGGUAUUCUGGCCACCACUGCCGCCGCCUCUGUUUACGCCAUUUCGUCCGAGUUGUAUGUUGUCAACGACGAGUCUAUCUUGCUCGUGACUUUCCUUGGGUUCAUUGCACUGAUUUCCAAAGCCGUGGCUCCACUGUACGGAGAAAUGGCCAAAAACAGAACCGACCACGUUGUUGGCCUGUUGAACCAGGCCAGAGCAGACCACGUGAAUGCGGUCAAGACCAGAAUUGACCAGGUUUCCAACUUGAAGGACGUUGUUUCCACCACCAAGGCUCUUUUCGAGAUGUCCAAGGAGACCGCUGCUCUGGAGGCAGAGGCCUUUGAGUUGAAGCAGAAAGUCGCCGUUGCGUCCGAGGCCAAGUCUGUUUUGGACUCGUGGGUCAGAUACGAGGCUCAAGUUAGACAGCACGAACAAGAACAACUGGCAUCGACUGUUAUUUCCAAGGUGCAAUCCGAGCUGCAGAACGCCAAAUUCCAGGACAAGGUUCUUGCCCAGGCUGUCGAGGAGGUGGAGAAGCUUUUUGCUAAGGAGAAAUAA